This is a messenger RNA of Panonychus citri (citrus red mite), 1599 nucleotides long. RefSeq lists its product as uncharacterized. The transcript has 3 exons. NCBI's taxonomy places the organism in Eukaryota, Metazoa, Arthropoda, Arachnida, Trombidiformes, Tetranychidae. The coding region runs from base 334 to 1374 and encodes 346 amino acids. The record is from RefSeq and is a predicted model, not a curated record.
AUCAACCAAUAGGAGCGCUUACAUUUGUUAACCGUUUAAAAUAUUCAAAAAGAGUAAAUUUUUUGAGUGAAAAAAUUUCUUCAUCUUGAUGAUCUUAAUUAGAUUUUGUUCUUUUUUGUUUAAUUAGAUUUUUUUUCUUCAUCGCAAUUUGUUACAGGUUAAUUAUCUAGAAUCUUAAGUUGAUGAUGAUUAAAUCGCGAAAACAAGUUAAACUCAAACAAACGUCUAAUGCUGACACUUUGUUCAAAUUACCAGUUCCUAUUCCAGAGCCACCAAGGUUUUUCUGCUAAUUUACUCUAAUUUGGGAAUUAGAUUUUAGAGAUUUAUGAGAAUAUGGUGAAUGUUAAACCCUCAGUACCUGAUCUCAGCAUUAACUUUGAAGACGAGAAAGAAGAAGCUGCUCAUUUAGGACUAAAUUUCGAUUAUCGUCAACACCGACCAGAGGUGGAAAUGAUUGGUAACAAAUCACCUGAUUAUAAAGAAAUUGAAAUUCUUAAUGAAAUAGCCCGGAUAAACCAGAGAUUACAACUCAAUGGAUUGAAAGAUAAUCAUGUAACAAAGGAAACCUCACCAAGAAUACCUACCAGCAGGAAUGGAAAGGAAACAAGCCCGAAAGAAAAAAGUGCCAGUCGAUUUAGUGUUAGUCCAAGUUCAUCUGGAAAAUCUUCCAGAGACUUGGUGUAUGAUUUUGCAUCUUUGAAUGCAGCCAUGAAAAAGCAAGAUGAAAAAAUAGAUAAACUUGCUGAUAAAGUUCAACUACUUUUAAGUUUAACUUUUAAAAAAAGAGAACCAGAGAAAAGAUCUAUUGGUACAAUGACCAAUUUUCCCGUUAAAUCUCGACCAGAUAAAAGUGUAACCCCAAGAAGAGUUUCAGAAAGAUCGAAGAAGAAAAUCUCUGACAGUGGACUAAUAACAUCUGAGAGUGAAAGUCGAUCAGAUGGAAGUGAAUUGCGAUCUCGAUCAAAAGUGAGGGAAGAAUUUUAUGAGAAAAUUUUACGAAAUGUUGACCAAAGGCUAUCAAAUAGUCGAAGUGAACAAAGUGAUUCUCUCAGUAGUAAUUCACCUCCCCGAGUGAACCGAAGUCUUCCAACAUCAUCAAAAACAGCCGAUGAAUUUGAUCUAAUCAAUAAAUUAGCUGAAAAAUAUCUUAAAGAUGUGAAAGGAGAAAAUAACAACAACAAUAAUAAUAUGAAAACAUCUCGUCGAGGUUUAAUCAAGAAAACUAGUCUUUCCGAAGGAGAGGAACAAAAAUUAAGGAGAAGCAAAAGAUCAUCUCGCCAUCAUCAUCAACCUGUAACCGUCUCUGAUUUUACGGAAGAACCUUCGAUAGGUGCUGUUAAUUACUUCGAAAAAUAUGGUUUAUACGACAAUUAAAUGCAAAAAGAAAAAUUUCCAAUAUUAAUCAACAAAUUCUCUUCAUGAUGUUCAUUCAUAAUCAUCGAAUCAUCUGUUACUUUCAUCACUAAUUUAACCGCAUCAUCAUAUUUUCCUCAUAUUAAUCAGAUAUUUUCUAAUUUGUUUGCCAACCUUUUCAUCUUCAUUCUGUAAAUUAUCAAUAUCUAAAUCUAAUUGUUGAAUUAAAACAAUGAUGACACUAAA